UCCCAUUUCUCUGUCUGUUUUUUAUUUUUCUUUUGAUUUAAUUAAGGGGUGGUGGUAUCACCAACGAAGCGAUAAAAAGCAAGGGACAGGCUUUCGAUAGAGGAUGAGCACAUCCUCUGUUUUUCUUCUCAGUUUCCCUCACAUUUAAAAAUUUUUCACAGAUUUUUCUCAUCCUGAAAUGAUAAUCUGGUUCUUCUUUUGAUUGAUGCACGAAAGAUCCGAAGCUCUCAGAUCGACUCUGACAAAACCCACUUCGUUUCUGAUCGAAGCUCCUACUGGGUUCUGUCUGAAUUUAAAGUUAAGGUGUAUCUUCUCAGGUUUUCUUCAUCUGCAUUUUUGAUCGCUUUGUGUUGCUCAAGCAGGAGAACAGAUGGAAUCAGAUCUUGGCAAGCUUUUCAUUGGAGGAAUUUCUUGGGACACUGAUGAAGAACGACUUAAAGAAUAUUUUGGGAAAUACGGAGAGGUGAUAGAGGCCGUGAUCAUGAGAGAUCGUACGACAGGUCGUGCUCGUGGUUUUGGUUUUGUAGUGUUUGCUGAUCCUGCUAUUGCAGAAAGAGUCAUUAUGGAAAAGCACAUAAUUGAUGGCCGCACAGUUGAAGCAAAGAAAGCUGUUCCCAGGGAUGAUCAGCAGAUGAUAAAUAGAACUUCUGGUAGUGUCCAUGGCUCUCCUGGUCCCGGGCGCACAAAAAAGAUUUUUGUUGGGGGUCUGCCUUCGAGCAUCACUGAAAGUGAAUUUAAGAAGUAUUUUGAUCAGUUUGGUACAAUCAAUGAUGUUGUAGUAAUGUAUGAUCACAAUACUCAGAGGCCAAGAGGCUUUGGCUUCAUCACUUAUGAUUCAGAAGAUGCUGUGGACAGAGUUCUUCAUAAAACAUUCCAUGAACUCAAUGGAAAAAUGGUUGAGGUCAAGAGGGCUGUUCCGAAAGAGCUUUCCCCUGGAUCCAUCCGAAGCCCAUUGUUAGGAACUAAUUUUGGCUUCAAUAGGUCCAGUAGCUACCUAAACAGUUACGCACAGAGCUAUAACAUGAGUCCAGUUGGAGGCUAUGGGAUGAGGAUGGAUGGUAGGUUCAGUCCUCUGACAAAUAGUAGGAGUGGAAUUUCUCCCUUUGGCAGCAGCAGUUACGGGAUGGGACUGAAUCUAGAUGCAGGGCUGAGUGCAGGAUAUGGUGGGACCUCAAAUUAUGGAAGCAAUCUCGGAUAUGGACGGGUGAUUAGUCCUUUUUACAGUGGCAACUCAAGCAGAUAUACCACUCCUAUAGGCUAUAAUGCUGGUAGUGGGAGAAGCGAUUCUCUAAUGAAUUCACCUUCUCGAAAUGUCUGGGGAAAUGGUGGCCUAAGUAAUGCCAAUAACCAAGUCAAUGCUGGUGCUAGCUUGGGAUCUGGAAGUGGUGGUUUUGGCGUUCCAAUUAAAAAUAGUGGAACAAAUUGGGGUCAAUCCUUUCCAGUGCAGGGUGGAGUGCCUGCUUCGGGAUAUACCUCUGGGAUUAAUGUUUAUGAAGGUGGAGACAACAGUUUUGGGGUAGGUGGUACUGGUUAUGGAAGAAAUGGGAGUGUAGGUGUAAAUUCAUCUUCUACAUUUUCUGCUUCAGCCGGUGGUUAUGAAGGAUCCUAUGGAGAUUUAUACCAUAACGGUUCAGUUUACAAUGACUCAACUUGGCGGUCUGCUGUUUCUGACCUUGAUGGUUCUGGUUCAUUUGAUUAUGGACUUGGUGGCAUAGCCUCUGAGGAUCCAGCAAAGACUUCAGAGGGUUAUAUUGGAAACUACAGUGUUUCAAGCAGACAACCUAACAGAGGAAUUGCUGCCUAGAGGAGAUAUGUUAAUUCGAUUCAUCAUGGAAACAGUAGAUCAAGGGAAACUGGUCAGGAAAAAGAGGUUUUGUGAAUUCUUACAUCUCAGUCGCUCAAGAUAUAUCAGCUUAUAUGGAUAUCAUCACAUAUAUAGCUAACGGUGUUCUUUCAUUUGAAGUAUACAUGUUCAAAGAGAAAGCAGUUUAAAAGGGAUUUUAUGUAAGGUUUGGGAAUUUUUUUGAGGUUCUCUUGUCAUUUUUUCAAGACUUAGGCUUCCUUCCUGGGAAUUUGAUUGAGGUGUAAAAUCAGAUUGCGGGAUAUACUCUUGAAGAUUGCUUCCAAUAGUGUAGUAAUGCAUCUCCAGCGAGGCAUAUCAGCAUUAGUAUGUUUAGUGAUAGAGCAAUUGUUGUUAAACUUUCUUUUUCCUUUUCUUUUACCACUGUAAUGGCUGCCAAUGGUGUUGUUCUUGUUACCACGUGCUUCUGAUAUAUGCUUUUUUCAUCAAAUUGUAAGUGAAGUUCAGGUUGAUUCAUCAAGUGUGAAACAUGAGAGGGAUUUGCAGUGUGAGAUCCCCAUCAAAUAAUUAAGCUUGUAAACAGUUUUAUAAUUCUUGUUUAGACGGAUUCUCAUACAAGUUUUACAGCUUUUUAUAUUCAUUGUUUGGCUUCUUCUGAUUGCUGAA
Neltuma alba is the source of this 2467-nucleotide messenger RNA. Its product is annotated as heterogeneous nuclear ribonucleoprotein 1-like. The transcript is spliced from 5 exons. Gene Ontology annotation, biological process: regulation of translation. Lineage: Eukaryota; Viridiplantae; Streptophyta; Magnoliopsida; Fabales; Fabaceae. Bases 371 to 1804 code for a protein of 477 amino acids. Gene Ontology annotation, molecular function: mRNA binding. The record is from RefSeq and is a predicted model, not a curated record.